Molecule: messenger RNA, 2322 nt
Organism: Periconia digitata
Lineage: Eukaryota; Fungi; Ascomycota; Dothideomycetes; Pleosporales; Periconiaceae
Source: the annotation of a GenBank genome assembly
AUGGACAACUCUACAAAAUACGUCUUGCUUGUCGCCUUGGCUCUGCUGGUGCUCCUGCCAGGCAAAGCGGACGCUUUUGGCGCGGGUAAUAUUGCUUCCAUAUCGGCCAUCGAAGGAAAAAACUGGCGUCAUGGAGAUAUCGAAGACAUGUUGGCGACGGUCGCAUGCUUGAGGGGUCACAAAUGGAAGUCGAUGAUGAUCAAGGCUGUCGAUACUGCUACUCUCUCCAAAGUUCAAGGCGAGACGAUUCGCAUUCUCGUAUGGGUCCUGUCUUUCAUGUCAUUUGGUUAUGCCACUGGCGAGUUUGAGGUUACAGCCGAUCGGCUCGGUGUGUAUAGGCCCGAGGAGCACAUUGACAAUCCGAAAGACUAUGCCGACAAUGUUGAUGCGAGGAAAUUCGAUCCCCGGCUGCGUGGGCCAGUCUCGGAUGCUGAGCUUGCUGUUGAUCACCAAACGGGAAUGAAGAAUUAUAUUGCAAACGAGCAAGGUGGAUGGGCCACUUCCGCUGGCUACGUAAAGUUCUCCUUCUCUCGAGCCAUCCAUUUCGGUCGUCUGUACACCCAUGGAGGGUCGGGCGAUCGCAACAAUGAGAAUCACCUGGCAGAAGCGCUGCGAUGCCUCGGACAAGGCCUCCAUUGUCUGGAGGAUUUCGGUGCCCAUACUAACUAUACCGAGCUCGUUCUUCGCGAACUCGGACACCACAACGUGUUCCCGCACACUGGUGUUCAGACUCAGAUCAACCUCCAUGGCAAGCAUGUCUUCCCUUUGGUUACCGGAACCUUUGGUGGUGUUGACUUCUUCCACUCGGUCUUGGGCGAAGCCACCGAUCACUUUACACAGACCCAGGUUGACGAGUCAGAGCUUGCUCAAGUGAAUGCUACACUUCAAAAUGCUUGCGGUGAUCAGAAGAAGGGAAGCGGUGGAAACGAUGCUACUUCCUCACUCUGCUCAGCUCUUGAAAAGAUCCCUGGUACCGGAGGCCUUGUUCAAGAAGCAUUGAAGCUUAAAGCUUCGUCCGAUGAACAGGCGGCCGCAAACUCACGCAGCGGAGGAUACAGUUCCUCGCGAGCGGAGCCGACGUUCGAUGCUCCUCCUGGCUCAGUUGGUGGGCCACCGGGUCCAGACAUACCAGGCACCACCACUGACCCUACCACAAUUGUCCCAAAAAUCUACCCAAUCCUGGAGUUCCGGGACAAGGUAGUCAAGUCUAUCUCCGCGAUCGUAUCGAAAAUACCGGGUUUGGAGAAGUUGAUCGAGACAAUCACAGAGCGUGUGACUAUCUUCGUCUUCGCGCUACUUGCACCCUUCAUUAUGCCAAUCAUCAAUACGGCAUCGAAACAGCUCAAGGAGGGCUCGUCUGCGGUUGUUGAAUCAGCGGCGAAGCAUCAAUUCGAAGUCUGGCAAAACCCCCACUCCACGGACCCUACCCACAGUAUGCUCUCAAAGGACCAUUUCUCCAACAUCCUGAAUCAGCCAGCCGGCCAGGUAGCUGUUGCCAUUUUGCAAUAUGUUGCUCCUCGAGUGAUCUAUGCCUGGGAUCACCCUGAUAUACCAGUCGAUCAAGUCCUCAACGACUGCAUCUCCGUCUUCCAUCAUCCCGCUAUUCGCAACCACAACAAUGAAGCACACCGAAACAUGUUCUCCGUUGUUGAGAAGUGGGCUCAACACUACCACGGUGCAAACCUCGACCAAAUCCUCAGCUCUGAAUCUGUCAAGGCUGGCAAGAACCACUUAGCUUCUAACGAUCACUCUAGCGGCAGCUCACACGGCGCAGCAAGCGCAGGUACGUUCAUGGGCCAUAGCCAUGGUGGUGGACAUUCCCACGGUGGCGGACACUCCCAAGGUGGUGGACACUCUCAUGGCGGCGGCCAAUCCCACGGUGGCGGACACUCGCACAGUGGCAGCGGAGGCGGCAGUGGAGGUGGUGCAGGAGGGCUCCUGGGCAGUCUGACCGGCAAGAUUCCCGGCCCACUAGGUGGCGUUCUCGGUGGUCUCAGUUCCUCCUUCAGUAACACUCGCGAACUUGACGAGGGCCAAUCUGGUUCUCAUCCUGGCACUUCGAACUCGCCACAGCCCACGCAUGACUGGGGCUCGUUCCAACCGUACCAGUCGCAGUAUGCUGGCGGAGCUCAGUUUCAAGGUCAAUACCAGGGUGGCCAGGGUGCUGAGCCUGCUUAUGCGGUGCCGUCUGCGUACCAGCAGGGCUACGAGAACUACGGUGGUCCGGGUGGCUACCAGCAACAACCCCCACCAGGAGGCUAUGGUGGCGGUCAGUCCGAUGGGAGGCAGUGGGGACAGGGAGGUGGAAACUCAGCAUGGUGA